CGCUAUUGACUAUCGCUUGUAAUCGAUAAUAAAAUAGGCUCAACACGUGCUCCGAGGCAGUCGGAUUUAUAAAUAAUAUAAAUUCCAGAAUGCAGAACGGUGGAGGAAAUUCCGGCUGGAACAAUUCAUCGCAGAACCGAAAACAUUUUUUUACCGAUGGGCACAGGAAUCAUCAGAGGCGCAGCGCCGGAGGAGGAAAUCAAAACUACAAUGGCCAUUCAAAUGGCAGUUUGCCCGACAGAGGACCUGCAGGUGGAUGUGGUCAGAAUGGUAACGCUUUCAACAAGUUCAGAGAUCCUCAACAGCAGCCGAAUGUACAGCAGUUAAACCAGAGGGGCGGCAGACGAAAUAGAGGUGGUGGUGGUUGCGGUGAAGGUGGUGGAGGAGGGAGGAGAAGAGGACAACGUCCUAGGGACUCUAACAAGCGCGGUGGCCGCAACAACUCUUGGCAUGGAAAAAAUCAGAAUGCAAGCCCCGAUAAAAGUCACAUGCUAUACUAUGACAACGUAGGCAACUUUACCGAGGAUCCACCUUUACCUGCUCAUUCCCCGGCCCCCUCGUCUUUUAGGCAAGAGAGUCUUCAACCUGCCACCGUCACUGCUGCCGUGGAGUCUCCACCUGUUCCUGAACCUAUUAUACCUGUCCCGGCAGAAACACCAACUCUAUCUCUUAUAAGCAUCAAGAAAGAGAAAGAGUUAAUGAAUCCAAAGUCAGAUCCGAAACCAGUGGUUAAACCGGAACCCAAAUCUCCUAAAAAGAAGGACAGGGAUAGCUCCUCCAGUUCAUCGAGCAGCUCGGAUGAGGAGUCCGAGCCUGAACCAGGCGAAAUGGUAGGCAGCGCACCACCCGCCAAUGUAACACUCCCGCCAACAAUAAAGGCCAACAAGGCGGCUGGUGUACUUUCGGCAAAAUCGAAGGCGUCAUCCUCUGACUCCGAUUCUGAUGUCGAACACAAUCGAUCACCGGUGAAAAAGGGGAAGGAAAAGGAGACGGAGGAAGAUGUGGUUUGCAUGGGCUCUCAGGAACGUCAGUUUACCAUUACGGAUGAAGAGGAGAGUAGCGAUCUGGAAGAGAAAGCCGAAAAAAAGUCAAAAAAAGGAAAAGGCAGGCUGAAAACAGUCGAUGUGAUAUGUGGCAUCUGCGGAAAGAAGGCCCACACGUCCUUUCAGUGCCAGAUGAUUUGCCGCAAUUGUUCAGGUAGGUUUCAUGGCCUCAAGAACUGCCCGAAUCCGCCAAACUUGAACAUUGCCAUGCAGUCCUUCAUGGAGUUUGUCAUGCACCAGAUGACCGCCUUUUAUGGAGAACAGCGAUUUACUUUUCCCGCUGGCACUGUCCCGGCUCCAGUUUCUGUGGUAGUUCCAGCUAAGGCCAAAAAGGACCAAAAGUCGGCGAACAAAAAAGCCAAGAAGACUCCAACAAAAAGGAUGAAGGUUGAGCCGAGAGAUGAAGACGAGGACGAAGAUGAUGAUGAUGCCACCGAGGCCAGCAGCGAGAGCGAGGAGUCUGAGUCCAGUGAUGAGCCGCAGCCAGAACCAGCAUUUAAGGUAAAACGGAAACGCGGCUCAAAGUCUUCAUCAUCUGUCGCAGCUGCUCUUCCUCCUCAAGUGUUUCCAUUCUCCCUCCUUGGUGCUCCUGGUGCCCCUUACAACUCUAUGAUGUAUCCCUAUGGGGCGCCAUUUAGUUUUUCUAAAUAGUUAUUACCUAAGCUAGUUGUAAAUCAAAGUACAAGCAUAAUGUUGCCAUUAAAAUGUGCUACUCAAAUUACAGUUAAAAAGCCGAA
Messenger RNA from Drosophila eugracilis, 1780 nucleotides. It is a transcript of the gene mbm, whose product is annotated as protein mushroom body miniature. Gene Ontology annotation, molecular function: nucleic acid binding; zinc ion binding. The coding region runs from base 90 to 1694 and encodes 534 amino acids. The transcript is spliced from 2 exons. The record is from RefSeq and is a predicted model, not a curated record. NCBI's taxonomy places the organism in Eukaryota, Metazoa, Arthropoda, Insecta, Diptera, Drosophilidae.